GCACCAGGCUUCUGCCCCAUGGUGCUUUGGCUGCCAUCGCACUCGCGCUCUGCGUGGUCGGAAGGCUAACCGAUGCCGGCGGAAGCUUGCUGUCAGUCUUCGUGCCCUCGCCACCAGUGCGCUCGGUUCGCUCCGUGCGUUCUGCGGGUACGAUUCGCUGUCGAGUAGGCGUCAAGCGCAAGGCUCAAGAGAAAGAGGGCGAAGCAGCAGAGGAAGAAGAAGAAGAAGAUGAGGAGGACGUAGACGAUCUGGACGAGAUCGUAAUGGACACCGAUGACGACGACGAUGAUUUUGAGGCAGAUGAAAAGGGUGCAUUUGAGGAUGACGACGAGGAAGAUGACGAUGUUCUCUACGAAGAGGAUGAGCUGGACGACACCUACUUCACAAGGGACGAGGAUGGGGAGGUACUGGAAGCCAAGUGCAGGGCGCGCUACUUGAAGGGCUCACCCUGGAAAUUUCGCCGAGUCCUUUGGCAAAUCCGCGGGAGGCCAUACCGCGAAGCUUUGAUGCUGUUGGAGUUCAUGCCUUGGCGAGCGUGCAGACCGACCUUGGUCGCCCUGCAGUCUGCAGCUGCGAACGCUCAGAAUCAGUUCAACAUGGACAAGUCGCGGCUCUACGUCCACAGCUGCAAGGCCGAUCGUGGGCCCUACUCCAAGCGCAUGCGGCCUGUUUCAAAGGGUCAGGGUCAUCCGUACCGACGGCGGCAGACACACUUGGAGAUCAUCCUGCGAGAAAUGUCAGACGAGAUGAUGAUGAAGAGUGAAGAGUUCGCCUGA
This is a messenger RNA of Symbiodinium sp. CCMP2456, 776 nucleotides long. NCBI's taxonomy places the organism in Eukaryota, Dinophyceae, Suessiales, Symbiodiniaceae. The record is from the annotation of a GenBank genome assembly.